Messenger RNA from Chenopodium quinoa (quinoa), 822 nucleotides. RefSeq lists its product as uncharacterized. The transcript has 2 exons. NCBI's taxonomy places the organism in Eukaryota, Viridiplantae, Streptophyta, Magnoliopsida, Caryophyllales, Amaranthaceae. The record is from RefSeq and is a predicted model, not a curated record. Bases 1 to 822 code for a protein of 273 amino acids.
AUGAAAGAUCUCGGGGGUCUCAAGUAUUUCUUGGGUAUAGAACUUGAUCAUAGUUCAUCUGGUUUGUUUUUAUGCCAACGCAAGUACACAUUGGAUAUAAUCUCUGAAACAGGUUUGUUGGGUGCUAAGCCAAGUGGUUUUCCGAUAGAGCAAAAUCACAAGCUCGGACUUGCUAGUGGCGAACUCUUGGAAGAUCCCAAAGUUUACCGCAGGCUUGUGGGGCGUUUAAUAUAUCUUGCGGUCACUCGACCGGAUUUAGCCUAUUCGAUGCACAUAUUGUCCCAAUUCAUGCAAGAGCCACGCAUUGAACAUUGGGAAGCAGCACUUCGAGUAGUGCGUUAUUUGAAAGGCACUCCGGGUCAGGGCAUUUUGUUGAGAGCAUAUAGUGAGUUAACUUUGGAAGGUUGGCUCGUCUUUCUAGGGCAAUCCCCUAUUUCUUGGAAGACAAAGAAGCAGCAUACAGUGUCUAAAUCUUCCGCGGAGGCAGAAUAUCGAUCAAUGGUAGCAAUCACCUGCGAAUUAAAGUGGCUUAAAGGUUUGUUGUUAAGUUUGGGUGUGCAACAUGCUAAUGCUAUAAAACUCUUUUGUGGUAGUGAAUCAGCUUUACACAUAGCUAAGAAUCCUGUUUUCCAUGAGCAAACAAAACACAUCGAGGUUGAUUGUCACUUUGUUCGUGAUGCGAUAAAUGAAGGUUUGAUUUUUCCUACUCAUGUCUCCACAUCAUCACAGCUAGCGGAUAUUUUCACAAAGGCACUCGGGAAAUCUCAAUUUGAUUAUCUACUUUCCAAGUUGGGCAUUUUCAAAUCUCAUGCUCCAACUUGA